This is a messenger RNA of Mus caroli (Ryukyu mouse), 3011 nucleotides long. RefSeq names its product APOBEC1 complementation factor (gene A1cf). Lineage: Eukaryota; Metazoa; Chordata; Mammalia; Rodentia; Muridae. Gene Ontology annotation, molecular function: RNA binding. The record is from RefSeq and is a predicted model, not a curated record.
GUUUGAUAGAUGAUUAGAAUAUAACCAAAGUGGCAUGCUGAAUUCGCCAUAAUCAAGGAACCUUUUCCGGGUGGGGAACCUCAGAAAUUGCUCAGUGAGCAACCCUAAUUAACCUGAUUUUUUGCUGAUAAUCACUCUCAAUGGAAUCAAAUCACAAAUCCGGGGAUGGAUUGAGCGGCACCCAGAAGGAAGCGGCACUCCGCGCACUGGUCCAGCGCACAGGAUAUAGCUUGGUCCAGGAAAAUGGACAAAGAAAGUAUGGUGGCCCUCCACCAGGCUGGGAUUCUACACCCCCAGAAAGGGGCUGCGAGAUUUUCAUUGGGAAACUUCCUCGGGACCUCUUUGAAGAUGAACUCAUACCAUUGUGUGAAAAAAUUGGUAAAAUUUAUGAAAUGAGAUUGAUGAUGGAUUUUAAUGGUAACAACAGAGGCUAUGCAUUUGUAACAUUCUCAAAUAAGCAGGAAGCCAAGAAUGCAAUCAAGCAACUUAAUAAUUAUGAAAUUCGGACUGGCCGUCUCUUGGGAGUCUGUGCCAGUGUGGACAACUGCCGAUUGUUUGUGGGAGGAAUCCCCAAAACCAAAAAGAGGGAAGAAAUCUUAUCAGAGAUGAAAAAAGUCACAGAAGGAGUUGUUGAUGUCAUUGUCUACCCAAGUGCUGCUGAUAAAACCAAAAACCGGGGAUUUGCCUUUGUGGAAUAUGAGAGUCACCGAGCAGCUGCCAUGGCUAGGCGGAGGCUGCUGCCAGGAAGAAUUCAGUUGUGGGGACAUCCUAUUGCAGUAGACUGGGCAGAACCAGAAGUUGAAGUUGAUGAGGACACGAUGUCUUCCGUGAAAAUCCUGUAUGUAAGGAACCUUAUGCUGUCUACCUCGGAAGAAAUGAUUGAAAAGGAAUUCAACAGUAUUAAACCAGGUGCUGUGGAAAGAGUGAAGAAGAUCCGAGACUACGCUUUUGUGCACUUCAGUAACCGAGAAGAUGCAGUUGAAGCCAUGAAGGCUUUGAAUGGCAAGGUGCUGGAUGGUUCCCCAAUAGAAGUGACCUUGGCAAAGCCAGUGGACAAGGACAGUUAUGUUAGGUACACCCGGGGCACCGGUGGCAGGAACACCAUGCUGCAAGGAGAAUACACCUACCCUCUGAGUCAUGUUUAUGACCCUACCACAACCUACCUUGGAGCUCCUGUCUUCUAUACCCCCCAAGCCUAUGCAGCCAUUCCAAGUCUUCAUUUCCCAGCUACUAAAGGACAUCUCAGCAACAGGGCUCUCAUCAGGACCCCUUCUGUCAGAGAAAUUUACAUGAAUGUCCCUGUAGGGGCUGCGGGGGUGAGAGGACUGGGCGGCCGUGGGUAUUUGGCAUACACAGGCCUGGGUCGAGGAUACCACGUCAAAGGAGACAAGAGAGAAGACAAACUCUAUGAUCUUCUGCCUGGGAUGGAGCUCACCCCGAUGAAUACUGUCUCUUUAAAACCACAAGGAAUUAAACUUGCUCCUCAGAUAUUAGAAGAAAUCUGUCAGAAAAAUAACUGGGGACAGCCAGUGUACCAGCUGCAUUCUGCCAUUGGACAAGACCAAAGACAGUUAUUCCUCUACAAAGUAACUAUCCCAGCACUGGCCAGCCAGAAUCCUGCAAUCCACCCUUUCAUACCUCCAAAGCUAAGCGCCUAUGUGGAUGAAGCGAAGAGGUAUGCUGCAGAGCACACUCUACAGACACUAGGCAUCCCCACAGAAGGAGGGGACGCUGGGACUACAGCACCCACAGCCACAUCUGCCACUGUGUUUCCAGGAUAUGCUGUCCCCAGUGCCACCGCUCCUGUGUCUACAGCCCAGCUCAAGCAAGCAGUGACACUUGGACAAGACUUAGCAGCAUAUACAACCUAUGAGGUCUACCCUACUUUUGCACUGACCACCCGAGGCGAUGCAUAUGGAACCUUCUAAAGAUCCCUGUCCUCUAAGAAUAAGCCUUUAUAGAAGGAUCUGUAGAAGACACAAACCUCUAGCCAGAUCCCUCAUGAUCACAAGUCAUACCUUCCCCCAAAGCAAUGCCUUUCCUGAGACCACAAGAUUUAUUCAUCGUAUUACUCAUGAAAUGUGACUAUUAUUCUUCAACAAAAUCAAAUGUUAAGCUUUUAGCUUAACAGAAACCUGAAGAUCCACGGACAGCAAAAGUUGUUCUUCCAAGGAUCCUGAGUGUCUCAGGAAGAGGAUAACACCCUGACAAAUUAGCAUAUGCUCUUAGUACGGAGAGCUGGGCAGUCCAUAGUAAGGCACAGCCAGUAAAAUGCCCAUCUCAGUCACUGGCUGGCAGCUGCUACUUCAUUCACAGAACUUAGACACCAGAGAAAAGCACGAAGCUCUGUAAGAGGCCUUCAGCAUUACAUACAGUGUGGAGUAUGAUCCCAGGCUGAGCUCAGCAAAACUGUCUGAAACAUUAUAGAUUCCUUCUCACUUUUGGUCUGGACAUUCCACACUGUUCACCUGUCAUAGGUCGGCAUCCUCCUGUCCCUGCAACCUCUGGGGACUUUCUAGAAAUCAGUACAAUGUAUUUCAGAUAUACUUGAGACAAAUCCAAGCCCUGUAUUUAUUCAACUCUUUAAGCCACUGUUUUCCUUCAGGAUCCUUUCCCUGCCCAAGGAUUCCCAAAUCACAGAAACCAUGCCAGUACCAAGUUCUAGAGUGAAAGAUGACUUUGUGUUUUUUAUUUUUUGGUCAGGAAAUUCUGGCUUGUCCAUACUCAUUUGCUUUCAUCUCAGACUCAUUUUGCUGAUCCCAAACACUAUAAAGUAAAUCAGACCUACAUAAAAAUCACUAUGAUAUUUUCAUAAUCAGAAACUUGACCAAAAAGUCAUUUCAAAGAGAAAAGUGUUUGGCUUUUGUCUCGCUGGGUAGCCCAGGCUGGCCUCUAUCUUGAUCUUGUGAUCCUCCUGCCUCUGCUCCCCCCAUGCUGGUGUUGUUUACACACAACACCAUACUCAUCUCCAAGAAGUUGCAUUAAAAUUGAGGUUACCUUUGAGUUCUCUA